Messenger RNA from Erpetoichthys calabaricus (reedfish), 2916 nucleotides. It is a transcript of the gene rbm42, whose product is annotated as RNA binding motif protein 42. Gene Ontology annotation, molecular function: mRNA binding. The record is from RefSeq and is a predicted model, not a curated record. NCBI's taxonomy places the organism in Eukaryota, Metazoa, Chordata, Cladistia, Polypteriformes, Polypteridae. The transcript has 11 exons. The coding region runs from base 257 to 1471 and encodes 404 amino acids.
UUUAGCGCGUUGCCCUGCGCUGUUAAUAAUUAUAAAGUGUAAUACGCUCUUUGCGUUGUAAUUGAAACAAGAUUAUUAAGAAGCGGCCAGGCGGUGUGUUAUUACACAAAAAAAAAAAAAAAAACACACGAGCAAUUAUGCAGCGUGAGCGCGCUCGACCUGCUUCCAUUCUGUAGGAUUUAAAAGAGUAAAAGUGGAAAGUUCUGUCUGAGGAAUUUGACUGCGAGAAGCUAAAAACAAGGAUCCAUAACUGAAAAUGGCCGGGAAAACUGGAGAAGAACGCUUGAAGGAGAUGGAGGCAGAAAUGGCCUUGUUUGAGCAGGAGGUCCUGGGAGCCCCUGUCUCCAUGCCAGCAGUGACAGCUGUGGUGGAAGCAGUGCCAGUGGCCCUGGCUGUACCAACAGUCCCUAUGAUUAGGCCUAUCAUAGCUACCAACACCUACCAACAGGUUCAGCAAAGCUUGGAGGCGCGGGCUGCUGCUAUUGUGGCUUCUCCUCCAGCUGCUUUCGUGGGCCCAGCUGUACCUCCACGACCCCCACCUGUGUUGAGACCUGCUUUUGUACCUCAUAUUCUACAAAGAACAGGCGCACAUCGAAUGCCAAUGAUGCAGGUUCCUCCUCCUCCUCCAAUGGUGGCACCCCCAAUGCCCCGACCGCCACCACCCCCACCCAUGAUGGUGGGACCUCCUAUGCCAGGACCACCUCCACAUCACAUGGGCCACAUGAACCCUCUGACUCCGAUUGGGCCGAUGCCCCCUAUGGUUCCUGUUCCCCGGCCAGUGGUGCAGCCUCCACCAAAGCUCACUCCAACAGUAAUCCAGGCGGCUCCCACCGUGUAUACAGCCCCACAGCUCAAGAAGAAAAUGGAGCCUCGCAUCUUAACACACAGAACACGACUGGAGGAGCUGGCAUCCUCGGUUGUAGAACAGGCAACUGCAGCCAUAACAACAAAUGCCAUGUUAAUGGAAGAAAAGGACUCGUCAGCAGGUUUGGAGGAGGUUGUGAUUGGCCCCAGUAUGCCCGAGCAGGAGCCGCCACAUGCUGAGGUGCUGGAGGGAAGCGCAGAGGAUAAGAAGAAAGGAAAACAGGAGAAAGCGAAGAGGUGCAUCCGAACAGCCGCAGGAAUGACCUGGGAGGAUCAGAGCCUCCUGGAAUGGGACGUUGAUGACUUUCGUAUUUUCUGCGGUGAUCUCGGCAAUGAGGUCAAUGAUGACAUUCUGGCUCGAGCUUUUAGCCGUUACCCUUCUUUUUUGAAGGCUAAAGUGGUACGAGACAAACGAACGGGAAAGACCAAAGGGUACGGCUUUGUCAGCUUCAAGGAUCCUAAUGACUACGUGCGUGCAAUGAGGGAGAUGAAUGGUAAAUAUGUUGGGAGCCGUCCCAUCAAACUACGAAAAAGUAUGUGGAAGGACAGAAACCUUGAGGUGGUCCGGAAAAAACAGAAAGAGAAAAAGAAGCUUGGACUGAGAUAGUCGUAUGGGAGAGACUCGCGAAUGGGGAACAGCAGAAAAUCAACAGAGUUGGAGCGUGAAGACAUGAACGAGGAGCGCUGGUGAUCUCAUGCAAUACAUUUGGUUACUGUGCAAACACAUUCUGAUUUUAAAUUAUGCAAUGUGAUUUUAAAUAUGGCCCCCUCAUGAAGACCACAGAAACAGUCUGUGCUUUUGGAAAAUACACCAGUAGUGUUUUGGCCGUUGAGUAGCCUCGAAGUGUCUGGGGGUCCAUUGUAUGAUAUGUAAUGCAGUUAAACUUGGCAGACAUCGACACUGCGUGAUCGACUGGCGAUUUCUAAAGGGGUUUGGUUUGUCUGAAUGCUGCUUCACUUUGUGAUGGUGUCAACUUUAGGAUUGCCCCUUUAAAUGUUUUAUAUUCUGGUCUGCACUGUUUGAAGUGAAUAUAGUUUGUGUAUAAAAAGUUUAAUUCUGAUGUUGCUUUCUCUUUUGAAUCGGAGAGUAGAAACAACUUUUAACUGUUCUUAAAUGUUUUUAACAAAGCUCCGGUGAUCAUUUAACUAUUUUCAUUUUAAUCCAAGUGUGACUGACUAAGGGUGCAUGUUUGGAAAUUCUUGGGAAACGCUCAGACCUCCAGCCCUCUUAGAAAGGCACUUCACGCACUUUGUUUUCCUGCUUAGUAUUAUGGGGUUCUUCUGCGAGGUACUGUAGAGGAGGUGGGCCGCAGCAUUGGCUCUGCAUUCAGGCUGGCCUCUCGUUUUGCUAGUUCAUCAUCUCUCGCUCGUCGUCAGUGAAACAGCUCCUGCUUUUGGAUUCACGCUGAGCUGAGGGGGCCGGUCUUGUUGUUUUUUGUGGCACAAUGGUGUGUGUCACUUUGUUUUGGGAUCAGAGCAUUUGACUUUCAGUUUUGAUGAAAAGGACCGGUGUGUUGUAAAGAGCUGAGCAGACGUCAGUCUACACAAGGCAGCUGUCUGCGUUGCGUAUCUGGCAGUUGGCACACCUCUGAUGGACUUGUGCAAAGUGCGUCACUCACAGCAGAUGUCGCUGCUGUUCUUUUGUUGUCAGCAAUGGUGCGAGCGUGCCAUGAUGAGGGCCGGAGGCCUUCAUGUAUCGCCAAGGUAGCCUGCACCUCUGCUAUCAGUAGGUGGCACUCACAGUCAGUUUGCUGUCAACUACCCUGUCGGCAUCGUCCUCAUCUGGUAGGCACUUAAUGGAGUUUGAGAAGAGUUCUAAAGUGGGCUGUUGUCCUGCAGGUGGUGAUUUAGGUGAACAGACUCGAAAGACAAUGCCAAAAGAGGAAGGGAACCCCUCAAAACCUGGGCUUAUUAAACUAGAGAAUUCAAUAUGUGGUUACCAGCAAAAUGUAAAGAAUGCAGAAUUCAAAAACUGCAUAAAAUUUAACAAGAUUGCUAAAUGUCAAUUCAAUAAAUACAAAGCCAAAGGGUUGAUGUGACAGGAAACUAAAC